UUCGCAUCUAGUAUUUUAGCGAAAGGGCAAAAUUCCUUCAGCGCCGCUCUCUUUCUUAUCUUCUUAUACCCUUCGCAGAAGGAAGAACCCUAGAAAUCAAAUCUCUCGAAGAUGAAUCGGGAAAAGUUGAUGAAGAUGGCUAACACCGUCCGUACCGGCGGAAAGGGUACAGUAAGAAGAAAGAAGAAGGCCGUGCACAAGACCACUACAACCGACGACAAGAGACUGCAGAGCACUCUGAAAAGAAUCGGUGUGAAUGCCAUUCCAGCGAUUGAAGAAGUUAACAUCUUUAAGGAUGAUGUAGUUAUUCAAUUUGUGAACCCUAAAGUUCAAGCUUCAAUUGCUGCAAACACAUGGGUUGUCAGUGGCUCUCCUCAGACCAAAAAAUUGCAAGACAUCCUUCCUCAGAUUAUCAGCCAUCUCGGACCGGAUAACUUGGACAACCUGAAAAAGCUAGCAGAGCAGUUCCAGAAACAGGCUCCUGGUGCGGGAGCGGCCACUGGAGCUGGCCAAGAGGAAGAUGACGAUGAUGUCCCAGAGCUUGUAGCGGGAGAGACAUUUGAGGCGGCUGCCGAAGAGGGCGAGCCUAAGGCUGCUGCGCCGGCCGCUCCUGCUGCUGCUGCCGAAGAGACUCAGCCCAAAACCGAAGCUUCUUGAAGAAUGCUCCUGGAAACUAUCGGAUUGACAUAAUCUAUAAUGUUUUGUUGCUCGACCCCCUUUUUCGAGCUUUGCCAGAUUCUUGUUUUUUUCUCUGAAGCAUGCAACAGAAGACUGUUUAU
Messenger RNA from Tarenaya hassleriana, 779 nucleotides. RefSeq names its product basic transcription factor 3. NCBI's taxonomy places the organism in Eukaryota, Viridiplantae, Streptophyta, Magnoliopsida, Brassicales, Cleomaceae. Gene Ontology annotation, cellular component: cytosol; nascent polypeptide-associated complex. The transcript has 6 exons. The record is from RefSeq and is a predicted model, not a curated record. Bases 112 to 657 code for a protein of 181 amino acids.